UCUACAUGGUUCGAAAAUCACGGCCUCAAGUAUAUAUGUAUAACUAGAAGCAAUUCUUGAACGGUGUUCAAAUAUUACUGAACAAACAUGGAGUCUUCACUGCUACCAGAAACAAACGACCAAGAAGGCAAGUCUAAACUGGGAAAUCUACUCAAGGCUAACGUUGUGUUUCUUGUUUUCCAUUUGGCAAUCAAUAUCCAUGAUCUACUGGUGACACAAUAUCUUUACAAGAGGUACUCCGAUGAGGUGUUCGAUAACAAAGGGUCUGCCAGCACUCCAAAUCAAACCUCCAAGUGUUACGUCAAUAAGUCGGAUCCAGGAUAUAUGUUACAGGAAAUGGUUCAAGAAAGGACAGCAAACUGUCAAACUAUACUCACAGCCAUUAGAAGCUCCUUGGCAGUAAUCAGCUGUAUGUUCCUAGGGGCAUAUUCUGAUUUCCUUGGUCGACGAUUCCUCUUUAUAGUACCAUUAAUUGGAGAGUUUCUAAGGCAGUUAUUUCUAACAGCAGUUAUUUACUGGAGUCUAGAUCUGAAAUACCUGUAUAUAGGUGAGGCCUUAGAGGGUAUUUCAGGGGGGUUCAAUGGUGUGGCUCUAGCUAGUUAUGCCUACACGGCUGACAACACACCACCUAAGAACUCCCGGACAAUAGGCAUUGCGCUAAUAGAUUUCACCAGCUACCUUGCUGCUGCAGCUUCCUCAGCCAGUACUGGAUACUUUAUGAAAGACCUAGGUUAUCUCUACCCUGCCGUGACCACCACUUCACUCAUACUUCUCUCUCUACUCCUUGUUGUUGUUUUGCUCGCUGAAACUAUCAACACUGAUCGCAGACUUCAAUAUCCAAGUCCUGUGAAAGCAGUAAAAAAUGUCUUUGGAUUCUACUUUUCGAAAGAUUUUGGACCAAAGCGAAGCCUUUUCUGGCUUAUACUUGCAGCAUAUCUUAUAUCCUUUUUCAGUCAGACUGGUGUGUACUUUGUCCAAUAUCUUUUCCAACUAAACCUGCCUUUCUGUUGGGGACCAGAACUCAUUGGCUACUUUUAUAUGGCGUUGUCGCUUUCUCGGCAAUUACUGGGGAUUCCAGUCAUCAAACUCCUCCAUCUGUGCACCUCAGACCCAGGAAUAUGUAUCAUAACAUCUGUCAUACAGGCAGCAGCCUUUGCCCUUGACGGCCUGGCCAACACUGACGUCAUGCUUUUCUCAUUUGUUUUGCCCAAUGGUCUUGCAGGCCCUUUGUUGCCGACAGUAAAUGCUAUCAUGUCGAAAAUGGCGCCUGCUGAAAUGCAGGGAUCUCUGUUUGCCGGCAUUGGACUUGUGAACAUCAUCUCAGGGACUAUAGGGAUAACAGUUUUCAACGAGAUAUAUGAUGCCACUGUGAAAGUACACCGUGGUUUUGCCUUUUUCGCCUGUGCGGGAUUCCAACUGUUGUCUGCGGUUAUCAUAGUAAUAUUCCUGCUUGCUUCUCGCCGCAUCGUCGACACUGAUACCUCCACUGCUGUUAGUAUCAACGACACAGAUUGGAAACCUAGUCCCAUCAUCUCCAAGGAUAAGGCUAUCACCGAAACGAUGACGUAGUCUCCAUGGGCAAUGCUUAUGACUGUUGAAGACGUGUGUCAACUUAUUGUUGAAUCCCAAUCACUGUCAUAAAUAAUACAUGUAAUAAACUAUCUUUGAUAUUAACGCAUUAACUUGUCACACUAUUUUCAUUUUAGACCUUGACUAUGGCGAAAUAAACCUUCACUUAUAUACAUAAUUUAUGUAUUGUUAUUCCUUACAUACAUGUUGGUCAGUUUUUGAAAAACAUAGGCAUAUGUGUAGCAAUUAGUAUAAUCAAUAAAAUGCGCCAGAAUAAUUAAAACAUUAAGGGAAAUAUAAAUAACAUGCCCUCAGGCAUACACAGGUUGGUCGAGUUAUUAAUCACACAUGUACAAUAGGUCAGUAUGACACUGAACAGGGUGUUAACACACCACCACCAACACCACUAAGUCUAC
This is a messenger RNA of Haliotis rufescens (red abalone), 1985 nucleotides long. RefSeq names its product solute carrier family 46 member 3-like. The transcript is spliced from 4 exons. Gene Ontology annotation, biological process: transmembrane transport. Gene Ontology annotation, molecular function: transmembrane transporter activity. NCBI's taxonomy places the organism in Eukaryota, Metazoa, Mollusca, Gastropoda, Lepetellida, Haliotidae. The coding region runs from base 88 to 1569 and encodes 493 amino acids. Gene Ontology annotation, cellular component: membrane. The record is from RefSeq and is a predicted model, not a curated record.